AUCCAAAGCAAGAAAGACGAUGAAUCUAUGGAGGAAUAUACAGACUUUGAUGAUGAAAUUCAGCACAAACCUGUCAUUGAGAGUGAUGAAGAGUUUGACAGUGAAUUGAUCAAGUCUAUAGAAGAUCUGGAAAACAGCCCAGAGUAUGACACUGGAGCAAAAUCAUUAACGAAUAGUAAAUCUUUAAAUAAUGUUGUGGAUGAUGAAGAAGAUGAAGGCAUUGAAGAAGAGAUUGAAGAAGACUGGGAUCCAUGUCUACCUGAACCAAACACUGACCAGAUAUCUUGCUUGAAGACUUAUUUUGGUCAUUCAAGUUUUAAACCAGUUCAGUGGAAAGUCAUUCAUUCAGUUUUAAAAGACAGAAGAGACAACCUUGUUGUCAUGGCAACAGGCUAUGGAAAGAGUUUAUGCUAUCAGUUUGCACCAGUUUACACUUCUGGUAUUGGGAUUGUCAUCUGUCCCCUGAUUUCACUCAUGGAAGACCAAGUGUUGCAGCUA
Molecule: messenger RNA, 498 nt
Organism: Staurois parvus
Lineage: Eukaryota; Metazoa; Chordata; Amphibia; Anura; Ranidae
Source: the annotation of a GenBank genome assembly